AUCAAGCAAAGCAAAGUAUUCUCCUUUUUGAUCACCACAUUUGUCGCAACGGAGACGUAAAAUCAAUCAUCUACCGCCGCAUAUGCAGUCAGAUCUCUUUCUCUCCACGGCGGCGCCGCCGCAUCCCCGCUUCACUCCUCCCACCUCAACAAUUUCAUAAUUAGGGUUACAGCUCUCUCUCUUGCAAACCACUUCCGUAAAUGUAUCUCUCCUCCGAUAAACCCCGUUCAUCCAUCAAUUUCUACAAAGACACCACCGCCGGUGACCGGAGCAUGUUAAUCGAAACCGAACAACCAUCACAACACCACCACCACCACAACCACCAGCACCAACAACUAGUGAUUAUGUCUGACAACAACAACAACAAUAACAAUACGAGUAGCGGUGACGAUCACGAACUUAGGGCACCGAAAAAGCGAGCAGAGACAUGGAUACAGGAAGAGACGCGGAUCCUGAUCGGGCUCCGGCGAGAGGUGGAUAGAAUGUUCAACACUUCCAAGUCAAAUAAGCAUCUGUGGGAGCAGAUCUCCGCCAAGAUGAGAGCGAAAGGCUUCGAUCGCUCGCCGACUAUGUGUACCGAUAAAUGGAGGAAUUUGUUGAAGGAGUUUAAGAAAGUGAAGCAUAAGAAUGGGAAAGGGAAUAAUAAGAUGUUGUAUUAUAAGGAUUUGGAGGACUUGAUUAGGGAUAGGGGCAAGAAUGGGAGUAGUUUUAAGGGUGGUUCGAGUUCCCCGACCACGUCUUCAAAGAUCGAUUCGUUUAUUCAGUUUUCGGAUAAAGGGCUAGAGGAUGGGAGUAUUCCGUUUGGACCCAUGGAAGCUAACGGCCGAUCAACAACAGUGAAUCUUGAACGACCUUUGGAUGAUGAUGGUGAUCCUCUUGCCAUCACUGCAGCUGAAGCAAAUGGAGUCCCGCCUUGGAAUUGGCGAGAAACCCCUGGAAAUGGUGCUGAAGGCCAGUCUUCUUAUGGGAGGAUUAUAACGGUAAAGUGGGGAGAAUAUACUAGAAGGAUUGGUAUUGAUGGAUCCGCAAAAGCGAUAAAAGAUGCCAUAAAAUCCGGUUUUGGCAUAAGAUCUAAACGCGCGUUUUGGUUGGAAGAUGAAGAUGGUAUUAUACGCGCUCUUGACAAGAGCAUGCCUGUCGGGAGUUAUAAUCUCCACCUAGACGAAGGAGUGUCUAUAAAAAUAUGCCAUUAUGAUGAAUCUGAACGCACGCCUGUCCGUACUGAAGACAAGACGUUCUAUACUGAGGAGGAUUUACACGAGUUUUUGACUCAACGUAGGUUAUUGGGCUUAAGAGAGAUAAACGGGUAUAGAAGUUUUACGAAUGUGGAUGAUUUACGGCAUGGUGCGGUUUACCAAGGGAUGAGACUCCUCGGAGACUAGAAUUCGUUUGUUGCGGUGCAUCAAGGGAGCAAGAUGAGCUUUACUUCUCUGAUCAUUAUAUGUUAUAUUUGUUUUGCAAUAGGUUAUUUAUUAUUAACCUCUAUAAAUGUUAUAUAUGGUUUAGCUCUUGAGAUGUUUGCUCGGUGUUGUACAAAAUGAGGAUCUGAAUUAAACAACUUGUUGAAUUCUAAGUUGUUUUGUAAACUGGAAAGCCUGUUAUCCAGAC
Molecule: messenger RNA, 1608 nt
Organism: Helianthus annuus (common sunflower)
Lineage: Eukaryota; Viridiplantae; Streptophyta; Magnoliopsida; Asterales; Asteraceae
Product: trihelix transcription factor GT-1
Exons: 5
Coding region: 201-1382 (393 amino acids)
Source: RefSeq, a predicted model, not a curated record